Messenger RNA from Lasiosphaeria miniovina, 660 nucleotides. Its product is annotated as ribosomal protein L10e/L16. Gene Ontology annotation, cellular component: ribosome; cytosolic large ribosomal subunit. Lineage: Eukaryota; Fungi; Ascomycota; Sordariomycetes; Sordariales; Lasiosphaeriaceae. Gene Ontology annotation, biological process: translation; ribosomal large subunit assembly. The transcript is spliced from 3 exons. Gene Ontology annotation, molecular function: structural constituent of ribosome. The record is from RefSeq and is a predicted model, not a curated record. Bases 1 to 660 code for a protein of 219 amino acids.
AUGGCACGCCGUCCCGCAAGAUGCUACCGCUAUUGCAAGAAUAAGCCGUACCCCAAGUCGCGGUUUAACCGUGGUGUGCCUGACCCCAAGAUUCGCAUCUUCGAUCUUGGCCGCAAGCGCGCCCUCGUCGAUGACUUCCCGUUGUGCAUCCACAUGGUGUCGAACGAGUUGGAGCAGCUGAGUUCCGAGGCCCUCGAGGCCGCCCGUAUUUGCGCCAACAAGUACCUCGUCAAGCUUGCCGGAAAGGAAGGCUUCCACCUCCGCGUCCGCGUCCACCCUUACCAUGUCGUUCGUAUCAACAAGAUGUUGUCUUGUGCCGGUGCCGAUAGACUGCAAACUGGUAUGCGUGGUGCCUGGGGCAAGCCCAACGGAACCGUCGCCCGUGUCAGCAUUGGUCAGAUCAUCAUGAGCGUCCGCACUCGUGACUCCAGCAAGGCUAUCGCUCUCGAGGCUCUCCGCCGCUCUCAGUACAAGUUCCCCGGUCGCCAAAAGAUCAUCAUCUCCAAGAACUGGGGUUUCACUCCUCUCCGUCGCGAGGAGUACCUCGAGAAGAAGGCCGCUGGUGGCAUUCUAGUUGAUGGUGCCUAUGUUCAGUUCCUGUCUAACAAGGGCUCCCUGCAGCAGAACAUGAAGCGCUUCCCUGGAGCUUUCACGGCUUAG